This is a messenger RNA of Trifolium pratense (red clover), 1467 nucleotides long. RefSeq names its product gibberellin 2-beta-dioxygenase 1-like. NCBI's taxonomy places the organism in Eukaryota, Viridiplantae, Streptophyta, Magnoliopsida, Fabales, Fabaceae. Gene Ontology annotation, biological process: response to light stimulus; gibberellin catabolic process. The coding region runs from base 109 to 1119 and encodes 336 amino acids. The record is from RefSeq and is a predicted model, not a curated record. The transcript is spliced from 3 exons.
ACCUCUUUCUUCAUUCAUCCUCAGUUCAUAACUCAAAAACCUCUCUUCUCUUUCACUCUUACAAAAAAAAAAAUCUUAUUUUUCUCUCUCAAAUCUUAAAAAAACAAAAUGGUUGUAUUGUCAAAAACAACAACAGAGCAAUAUCCAUGUAUAAGGAACAUCAAACAAACUACAUUCUCAACUGAAAUCCCUUUGGUUGAUUUAUCCAAACCUGAUGCAAAGAACCUCAUAGUGAAAGCUUGUGAAGAGUUUGGAUUCUUUAAGGUUAUCAACCAUGGUGUUUCUAUGGAAUCUAUCACUUUGUUGGAAUCUGAAGCUGUUAAGUUCUUUUCCAUGCCUUUUAAUCAAAAGGAAAAAGCUGGACCAGCUAAUCCAUUUGGGUAUGGAAACAAGAAUAUUGGUCAAAACGGUGAUGUUGGUUGGGUUGAAUAUCUUCUUCUUACAAAUAAUCAAGAUUUUAACUCUAUCAGACUCUCCCCUGCUUUUGGUAAAGACUCAGAUAAGCUUCGCUGUUUAUUGAGUGAUUAUAUGUCAUCUGUCAAAAAGAUGGCAUGUGAGAUUCUUGAAUUGAUGGCUGAAGGAUUAAACAUUGAAGAAAAGAAUGUGUUGAGCAAGCUUCUAAUGGAUAAGGACAGUGAUUGCAUUUUUAGGGUCAACCAUUACCCUCCAUGUCCUGAGUCAAUUUUGAAUAAUGAUGAUGAUGGUGAAAAUGUUAUUGGUUUUGGUGAGCACACGGAUCCACAAAUCAUUUCCUUGUUGAGGUCUAACAAUACUUCUGGUCUUCAAAUUUGUCUCAAAGAUAAGAGUUGGAUUUCAGUGCCAUCUGAUCAUAAUUCCUUCUUUGUUAAUGUUGGUGAUUCACUCCAGGUUAUGACUAAUGGACGAUUCAAGAGUGUAAGGCACAGAGUUUUGGCAAAUGGGUUCAAAUCUAGACUCUCCAUGAUUUAUUUUUGUGGUCCAAAUUUGAGCGAGAAAAUUGCACCUUUGCCUUUUCUCAUAAAAGGAAAUGAAAGCUUAUUAUAUAGAGAAUUUACAUGGUUUGAGUACAAGAAAUCAGCUUAUGCUACAAGAUUAUCGGACAAUAGACUUGGUCACUUUGAGAGAAUCAAAGAUUCAUGAAUACUAAUAAAUAAAUAAAUACUACUUUAAUUUAUAGAUAGAUAGGAAUGUUACACCCACAUGUCAAUAUUAUUAUUAUAGGAUAUUUAUGUUAUAUCUAUAUCUUUAUGAUGUGCUUUAGGAUUGGAUUUUGCUUUUUGAUUUUCUUUUUUUAUAGUAUGGUUUUUCUUUAAGGUUAUUUUUUUUGGGUACACAUUGUAUAAGGUUAUCUAUAACUAUGAAUCUGAAUCGUAUUAACCCGCUUUUGUAAUGCUAUGCCUUCCUUGUAGGUGUAUACGUCUACUUUAUAUAAAUAAAUAAAUGUAACUUUUUAACGAUGGUGACUUAUCAUCGUUGUUCUUAUCAAAA